Messenger RNA from Malaclemys terrapin pileata, 3024 nucleotides. It is a transcript of the gene GULP1, whose product is annotated as GULP PTB domain containing engulfment adaptor 1. NCBI's taxonomy places the organism in Eukaryota, Metazoa, Chordata, Testudines, Emydidae. The record is from RefSeq and is a predicted model, not a curated record. The transcript has 13 exons. Bases 481 to 1620 code for a protein of 379 amino acids.
GUCCCAGUCGCCCGGCUGGGCGCUGAGCGAGCUAACGCGCGGGAGGGGGACGCACACGCGCUCAGACUGCCAAUGAGCCAGGCCACCUCCCGCUGUAGCAAGACGGCGUGAGCCAGAGGGAGCCCGGGAGCACCGAAGCGCCAGCUCCGGCAGAUCAAUGGUGGGAGGGGAGGCGGGAGGAAGCCCAGCCUGACGUCAGGAAACUUUCUCGGUGGCUGAGCCGGGAGUUGAGGCUGAGCCGGGCGCUCGCGGAGCCGCUUCUUUCUCUGGGUAUCUCACAGGGGCCGGCCCCGGCUGCCACCCUCCAUCACUGCGCAAGUGCAUUGAAAGCUACAAAGCAGAAACGAUACAAGUUGAAAGAUGUUGACAAAUGAGUGAUAUGCGAUCAAGUGUCUGUUGUGCCCCUGGCCAAGAAAUUUUAAAAUACUAGGGUUGAAGUGCCACAAAAAAGAAAACAUAUUUGACUGGCUGAUUCUCAACAUGAACCGUGCUUUCAGCAGAAAGAAAGACAAAACAUGGAUGCACACUCCUGAGGCUUUAUCAAAGCAUUAUAUUCCCUACAAUGCAAAGUUUCUUGGCAGUACAGAAGUGGAGCAACCCAAAGGUACAGAAGUUGUGAGAGAUGCUGUUAGAAAACUAAAGUUUGCAAGACAUAUCAAGAAAUCUGAAGGCCAGAAAACCCCGAAAGUUGAAUUACAAAUCUCAAUUUAUGGUGUAAAAAUUCUAGAUCCAAAAACAAAGGAAGUCCAGCACAAUUGCCAGCUUCAUAGGAUAUCAUUCUGUGCUGAUGAUAAAACUGACAAGAGGAUAUUUACCUUCAUAUGCAAAGAUUCUGAGUCAAAUAAACACUUGUGCUAUGUAUUUGACAGUGAAAAGUGUGCUGAAGAGAUAACUUUAACAAUUGGUCAAGCAUUUGACCUGGCUUACAGGAAAUUUCUGGAAUCUGGAGGAAAAGAUGUUGAAACAAGAAAACAGAUUGCAGGGUUACAGAAAAGAAUUCAAGAACUAGAAACUGAAAAUAUAGAACUGAAAAAUAAGGUACAAGAUUUGGAGAACCAGUUAAGAAUAAAUCAAAUACAUACAUCUCCACUGCUGCACAUAAAGUCUGAUAAUGAUCAACAUAUAUUUCAAAGACCCUCCACCUUUUUCUGGUGUAAUAAUGAGGAUUCAACUCCUUGUUUAGAUAUCUCUUCCAUUACACUUACUCCUAUGAGCUCUCCUGACUCCAGACUAUCAUCUGGACUGUUAACACCACCACCUUCAAAAAGUGGUCUUCCAAAGCCAGUCAGUGAAUACAGCAUCCCAAGACCUCGUGCAGGCAGUGUGACACCUAAAUCACCCUCCACUGACAUCUUUGAUAUGGUUCCCUUUUCUCCCAUAUCCCCUCAGUCAUCAACACCUACUCGCAAUGGCACACAGCCUCCUCCAGUACCCAGUAGAUCUGCAGAGAUCAAGAGAGACCUUUUUGGAGCAGAACCAUUUGACCCUUUUAGCUGUGGAGCAGGAGAUUUCCCUCCAGACAUUCAGUCCAAACUAGAUGAGAUGCAGGAGGGGUUCAAAAUGGGACUAACUCUUGAAGGCACAGUAUUUUGUUUGGACCCACUAGACAGCAGAUGCUGAUGUCAUGACCAGAAAUUUGAAAUUCUUAUAUGAUCCUUUAUUUUUAAUUCAGAACAAGUAUUAUAGAUGUUAUUCAUGUGCCAAAAAAUAUAUUUUUAAACAUGGUAACUCUUGUGAAGUUUGCUUCUGUAAAAUUCCAACUUAGGUUCCCUGUACAAAUGUAAAAAGUCACACUUGUAUAUGAAAUAUGAAUUAAAUUACACUGUUGUAUUUCUCGCUCUCAUACUUGGACAAACAUUUGCAAUACCUAAGGAGUAUUCACUUUAAGCUGGCAAAGUUCUUUAAUGAACUCAUAGAUACCUCUUUCUGUUAGAAGACAAUAUAAUUUUUGCAUAAUAUUUGAGUGGUGACCUUUUAAAAUUAAUCGUCUCAAGCCACUAUUUAAUUUCAGGUCAAUGGGAUGAUUAUUGUACAAUAAAAAAAUUAAAUACCAAUUAAGGAAGUAAAACAUACUGAAAAUUAGUAUGUACAUAAAGGAUAAUCUGGAUGCCAUGUAAUUAAUUCCAGUUAACUGUACACAAUCACUAUAAUAUAUGAAUAAUGUUAUUGUUAGCCUAUUACAUCUGCAAUAUUUUAGGCCUUUAAUUCACAUUUUAAAAAGUAAAAAUAUCAGAUUAAUUGUCAAUAUGCUAGCUAAUGUUUGAUAAGUGUGUUAGGGAGGUCUAGUAUACAUGUUACAGUUAUUUUGUAAAAUGGACAAACUUAAUGCUAUGCAUUUCUGGUUUGAUGUUUUACAGCUAAGCUAGUUGCACAUAUUAUAUGAUGUUUGUAAUUUGGAAUUCAUUACAUGUCAGCUAUAUUUAAUGUUCUGAAAACUAAGACCUUCAUGCUAAAGAACACAUAGUAACCCCACUGCAUUCACUGGGACUACUCUUGUGUAAAAGUACUCGCAUGCUAACGUGUUUGCGGGGGUGGGGCCUUCAAAUGUUGAGAAACAAUGUAGUGUUACUGUUAAAUGUCACACUGCAGCUCUACAGCUUACAGCAACAACUCAGUGCAAGCUAAUAAUGAAACCUUAAAUACCCAUAAAUAGGUCACAUAACAGAGCUAGAUAUUAAAAAUAUCUUGCAUUGUGAUGAAUAAUCACACACACAAAAUAUUGCUGCUGGGUGUUAGUAUAUUGUUGACUUGACUAUGCGUACUUUUCACUAACCUUUAACAUAAGCAGUAAGUGAACAUAUGAUUUGUGAAUGUUUGCAUUCAGCCAUGAACUUGUUCCUUAAUGUUUAUACUUUGCCAUGAUUUUGUUCAGUGUGUACCAUGCCCAAAUUUUAUGUUAAGGAUAUUCCCUUCCAUCCAUAAAACCCUCAUUAACUCCCCCCUCCCUAUUAACAACACACAUCAGUAGAAAAAGAACUUUCAGGGGAUUUUUAGUAUGGUUGGUUGGGGUCUUCCCCCCCCCCC